Molecule: messenger RNA, 917 nt
Organism: Neurospora tetrasperma FGSC 2508
Lineage: Eukaryota; Fungi; Ascomycota; Sordariomycetes; Sordariales; Sordariaceae
Product: 60S ribosomal protein L10a
Exons: 3
Coding region: 57-710 (217 amino acids)
Biological process (GO): translation
Cellular component (GO): large ribosomal subunit
Molecular function (GO): structural constituent of ribosome; RNA binding
Source: RefSeq, a predicted model, not a curated record
UCGACAGACGCAACAUAGCAUACCUAUAGAAGAAAUUCUACAGGAAGACGGCCAAGAUGUCCAAGAUUUCCGUCGCCGCUGUGCGUCAGCACGUUACUGACCUUCUUGAGUACUCUAACGAGACCAAGAAGCGCAACUUCCUCGAGACCGUCGAGCUCCAGAUCGGCCUCAAGAACUAUGACCCCCAGCGUGACAAGCGUUUCUCUGGCACCAUCCGCCUGCCCAGCAUUCCCCGCCCCAACAUGAGCAUCUGCAUUCUCGGUGACCAGCACGAUAUCGACCGUGCCAAGCACGGCGGUGUUGACGCCAUGUCCGUCGACGAUCUCAAGAAGCUCAACAAGAACAAGAAGCUCAUCAAGAAGCUUGCUCGCAAGUACGAUGCCUUCGUCGCCUCCGAGGCCCUUAUCAAGCAGAUCCCCCGUCUGCUCGGUCCCGGUCUUUCCAAGGCUGGCAAGUUCCCCACCCCCGUCUCCCACUCCGACGACCUUACCGGCAAGCUCAACGAGGUCAAGUCCACCAUCAAGUUCCAGCUCAAGAAGGUUCUCUGCAUGGGUGUCGCCGUCGGCAACGUUGGCAUGACCCAGGAGCAGCUUGUUGGUAACAUCAUGUUGGCCAUCAACUACCUCGUCUCCCUCCUCAAGAAGGGCUGGCAGAACGUUGGUAGCCUUACCAUCAAGGCUACCAUGUCUCCCCCCAAGCGCCUCUACUAAAUGUAGUCAUGGUCUGCUGAGGCAGCGAUUACUUCCUUACUCUCGUUUGUUGGGGUACAGUCACUAGUCAGCCUUUGAUUAGGUCAUACCGGUUUCUGUUAUUGGGCAGCCGCGAGGGAUGAUGGGUGUCGCUGUUGGACGGUCUACAUGAGGAGCUCCGUAGUUCUGAAGGGUUCAAAUCUAAAGGAAUUGCGGUCCAUAUCUGUU